Neopelma chrysocephalum (saffron-crested tyrant-manakin) is the source of this 405-nucleotide messenger RNA. RefSeq names its product class II histocompatibility antigen, B-L beta chain-like. Gene Ontology annotation, biological process: immune response; antigen processing and presentation. The record is from RefSeq and is a predicted model, not a curated record. The transcript has 3 exons. The annotation marks the transcript as partial. Lineage: Eukaryota; Metazoa; Chordata; Aves; Passeriformes; Pipridae. Gene Ontology annotation, cellular component: MHC class II protein complex; membrane.
CCCGGCUGGUUUUGGGGUGUCAGCAGCUGUCCGGCGCUGGGCAUGGAGCGUGUGCGGGGAGCUGGGGCCGUGCUGGCGGUGCUGGUGGUGCUGGGAGCCCCCCCGGCUGCGGGCGAGGAGCUGUCGGGGGUGUUCCAACUCUUGAGAAGGGAAGGGUGUCACUUCAUCAAUGGCACCGAGCGGGUGAGGUUCGUGGCGAGUCUCAGUUACAACCGGGAGCAGUUUGUGCACUUCGACAGCGAUGUGGGGGUGUUUGUGGGGGACACUCCGUUUGGGGAGAAGGUUGCCAAGUACUUCAACAGCAACCCAGACCUUCUGGAGAACGCACGGUCUUUGGUGGACACAGCCUGCCCGCACAACUACAAGAUCGUCACCCCGUUCACCGUGGAGAGGAGAGUGCCCCCC